GACUAAGGAGUCCAUAGAGUGCUGAAUUGGGAAAAUUGAAACAUCUGAUACUUCUUACUUCUUAGAAUCACACAACAAAUUAAUUACAGAAAAGUUGAAGAAUGAGUCGAGGAAGCGGAGGGGGAUACGAUCGGCACAUCACGAUCUUCUCUCCCGAAGGUCGUCUCUUCCAAGUCGAGUACGCGUUCAAAGCCGUUAAGGCUGUCGGAAUCACAUCCAUUGGUGUGCGUGGAAGAGACUCCGUUUGUGUUGUUACUCAGAAGAAAGUUCCAGAUAAGCUAUUGGACCAGACAAGUGUGACCCAUUUGUUUAAAAUCACAAAGCAUUUAGGACUUUUGGCUACUGGAGUGACUGCUGAUGCCAGGACAUUAGUCCAACAGGCAAGGAAUGAAGCUGCCGAAUUCCGUUUCAAAUAUGGAUACGAAAUGCCAGUAGAAGUGCUUGCCAGAUGGAUUGCAGACAAAUCCCAGGUUUAUACUCAGCAUGCCUACAUGAGACCGCUUGGAAUAGUUGCGAUGGUUGUGGGUAUUGAUGACGAAAAGGGACCUCAGCUCUUCAAGUGUGAUCCAGCGGGUCAUUUUUUCGGUCACAAGGCAACAAGUGCUGGAUCAAAAGAACAAGAGGCAGUUAAUUUUCUGGAGAAGAAGAUGAAAAAUGAUCCCGCUUUCUCCUAUGAAGAAACUGUUCAGAUUGCAAUUUCUGCUCUUCAGUCAGUUUUACAGGAGGAUUUCAAGGCCAGUGAGAUUGAGGUUGGAGUUGUGAGGAAAGAUCAAACUUUUUUAGUGUUAUCAACAGAGGAGAUUGAUGAGCACUUGACGGCUAUCAGUGAGCGUGACUAAAUUAAAUUAUUACCCCACUCCUUCGUUUUCAACAAAUAUUGAAAGUUGUGUCUUCAGACUGAUUUUGCUUGCUGUUUAUGAAAAAGUUUGGUUUCGGAAUUCCUGUGACAUUCCAACAUCAUUAUUACUUGACUGCUGAUAUGGUUGUUUACUUGAGAACUUAGUAAGUUCUCUGUUGAUCCAAGUUUAGGGCCUUAGGGGCGACAAACUAACAACUACUGUAUAUUAGCAUAACAAACGCCCUCUAUUGGUGUAAGGAAAC
Cuscuta europaea is the source of this 1101-nucleotide messenger RNA. NCBI's taxonomy places the organism in Eukaryota, Viridiplantae, Streptophyta, Magnoliopsida, Solanales, Convolvulaceae. The record is from the annotation of a GenBank genome assembly.